Molecule: messenger RNA, 219 nt
Organism: Ordospora colligata OC4
Lineage: Eukaryota; Fungi; Microsporidia; Ordosporidae
Product: RNA polymerases N
Exons: 1
Coding region: 1-219 (72 amino acids)
Biological process (GO): tRNA transcription by RNA polymerase III; transcription by RNA polymerase I; transcription by RNA polymerase II
Cellular component (GO): RNA polymerase II, core complex; RNA polymerase III complex; RNA polymerase I complex
Molecular function (GO): zinc ion binding; DNA-directed RNA polymerase activity; DNA binding
Source: RefSeq, a predicted model, not a curated record
AUGAUUAUCCCAAUUAGAUGCUUUACAUGUGGAAAGGAGAUAUCCAGCAAGUGGGAAUCAUACAAAGAUCUUCUCAAGAUGGAUAAAACAGAAGCAGAGGCAUUGGACGAGCUUGAGAUGAAACGAAUAUGCUGCAGAAGAAUGUUUCUUGGACAUGUAGAAAUUGUAGACAAGCUACUUGAAUUCGAUGUCAUAAAAGACUUUUCAUCAAAGGUAUAA